This is a messenger RNA of Rangifer tarandus platyrhynchus (Svalbard reindeer), 525 nucleotides long. Lineage: Eukaryota; Metazoa; Chordata; Mammalia; Artiodactyla; Cervidae. The record is from the annotation of a GenBank genome assembly.
AUGGAGGGUCCUCCUUUGCAUAAAGCACUCGGCAGGAACCGCAGACGAGCCUUUGUGAGACGGGGCGGUACCGGGCUCAGCCUCCAGGGAGGCACCCCCCGUGGCCUGACGUUAGCAGCGCAGGCCUCCUGCUGUGAAACCAGCGCGCCCUCUCCCUGGCCCGCCCACCGGGCGGCCUUCUUCCUCCCAGGCUGGGCGAGCCUGUGUCCCUUCAAGGCUGCAGAUUUGACUUCCUGCAGCGGGGCCAGAGACUGUCCCAGGGCCAGACGGUCGGCUUUUCGCUUCUUUUCACUGAGGUGUCAGUCCUCACAGCGGCAGCUUUCCACGCUCGGGAUUCCCCACAGGGACCUUGCUGGGCCUCCCGCGGGCUGGCCCACCAGACCCAACCUUGGGGCUGUGCCAGGCCUGGGUUUGGGGCACACGAGAGACAGUGUCAGGAUGGGUGAGUGUGCUCAGGUGGGCUGGCACCCUCCCGGCUCCCUCCCCCGCCUCUGGGGACCGUGUCCGGCUGUCACUGGCCUCUGA